This is a messenger RNA of Acaulospora morrowiae, 757 nucleotides long. The record is from the annotation of a GenBank genome assembly. NCBI's taxonomy places the organism in Eukaryota, Fungi, Glomeromycota, Glomeromycetes, Diversisporales, Acaulosporaceae.
AUGGCGACCGAGGAAGCAUCCAGAGAUCCAGCUACAUCUACGAGCAAACGUAACACCGACCUUGAGGCACUUUCGUUGAAUUACCUGCGAAGUCAAGAUAUUUCAGUAGUUCCCGAUGAUAACAACAUACAAAAACUUCAGCCGUGUAAACUGUGCAAUAAAGCUAUACUUGGCUUUAAUCUCGAAGCAUUUACGGUAUUAGAUUGUGGGCACUUAUUCCAUCGAAUAUGCCUUGAAAAACACAUUAUUCGAGGUGCGACAAAAUAUCCUACGUGUCCUACUUGCAACACCGAUAUUGAGAUUUUUAGAGAAGAAACCGCACUUGCUUCUGGAGAAUGUGCAGUGCUUCCUGCAGAAAAGGGGGAGGCGUCCCAGCAAUCUAACGUAACCAUCGUCGAUGAUGGUGAUGGCGAUUUGGAGGAAAUGAUAAGACUAGGAUUGAUUGGAAAAGAUGAACUCUCUGAAAAAACAAAGCAAGUUACUAAAGAGGAUCGUGGAACAAGCCCUGCAAAUGUGCAUAUUACCCCUUCUACUGUGCAAGUUCGUUCAGAAGAUCAGACCCCUAUAGAUGCAAAUGUUGAUAAUUCUUCAAAAUCGAUACAAAAUCAAUUAACGAGCACAAGUGAAAAUAUGCUUCCUGGAAACGACUCUCUGAGUCGUGAUACUAUCAAACGAAUUUUACCAUCCAAACGCACCGAUGUUCCCGAAGAAGACAUCUCUAAUAAAAAACAAAAAAUAUUAGACGAUUCGUGGAUGG